AUGCCGCCGCGGCGCUGGCCGGCGGCGCCGCCUCCCGCCUGCGCCUUCUCCGCCGCGGCGCCGUCCGCCAAAACCACCGUGCAGCUCGCCCACCUCGCGCACCUCCCGUCCUCCCUCCCGCCGCCGUCCCACUGCACCGUCACCCCGCCCGUGCAGCCCUGGCCGCGCCGCCUCACUCCCCGGAGCUUCUCCCGCCUCCUCCUCCGCCUCCCGACCCCUCAGCUCGCCGUGCUCGCCUUCCGCCACGCGCUCUUCCGCGCCACGCCGCCCCUGCCCCCAUCCGUCCCCGUCUUCGCCGCGGUGCUCUCUCGCCUCGCCGGCGCCCCCCCGGACCUGCUGCCGCCGGUCCUCUCCGCCCUCCGCGCCGCCCGCCUCCCGGCCUUCUCCGACCGCGCCUUCCUGCCCCUCCUCCGCGCGCUCCCGCCGCUCCCCUCCCUCCGCCUCUUCCUCUCCCUCCCGUCCUUCAACUCCCACCUCUCCGUGCGCUCCUUCAACGCGCUCCUCCACUCCCUCGUCGCCGCGCGCCGCCUCCGCCUCGCCGCCGCCCUCUUCCGCGCCGCGCCCACCAAGCUCUACAUCACGCCCGACCUCGUCUCCUGCAACAUUCUGCUCAAGGGGCUCGUCGGCGUCCGCGACCUCGAUGCCGCCCUCAAGGUUCUCGAUGAAAUGCCCGGGUGGGGGAUCGUCCCUGAUGUCGUCACCUACACGACGGUUCUCUCCGCAUACUGUGCCAAGGAGGAUCUCAAGGGCGCACAGAAGCUAUUCGAUGAUAUUAUUGCCGGUGGGCGUGUGCCAGAUGUUACGAUGUACACGGUGCUCAUCGAUGGGUACUGCCGGACCGGGAAGAUACAGGAUGCAGCUAGGAUUAUGGACGAGAUGGAGGCAGCUGGGGUGCAGCCGAAUGAGGUUACGUAUUCAGUCGUGAUUGAGGCAUGCUGUAAGGAGGGGAAAUCUGCCGAGGCGUGCAAUCUAAUGGGCGAGAUGCUUGGGGCAGGUUACACACCAGACACACCACUGGCUGCUAAGGUGGUCGAUGUGCUGUGCCAGGACGGAAAGGCAGACGAAGCACACGGAAUGUGGAGAUGGAUGGUGAAGAAGAACGUCCCACCAGAUAACACAAUCACGAACACACUGAUCUAUUGGUUAUGCAAGAGCGGAAUGGUUCGGGAGGCAAGGAAGCUGUUUGAUGAGCUCGAGAAGGGGUACAAGCCAAGCUUACUGACUUAUAACUCGCUUAUUUCCGGAUUAUGUGAAAAUGGGAAGUUACAAGAAGCUGGGCAGGUGUGCGAUGACAUGGUUGAACGGAGAUAUGAGCCAAAUUCCAUGACUUACGAGGCCUUCAUCAAGGGAUUUUGCAAAAUUGGGAAGCCAGAUGAAGGGGCCGCAGUAUUUACUGAGAUGGUGACCAAAGGGUGCACCCCAAGCAAGGUUCUUUACCAAGUUUUGGUUGAUAGCCUUUCUGAGCCAAUACACGACGAUAUUAUUGGCAAAAUUGUUCAAACUGCUGCCUUAAGUGGUGGGGAUUUCUUGGAUGGGGAUUCUUGGGAGCUCUUUAUCAGGAGAGUGUUAGAUACUAAGAGUGAUGCUUGGAACAAGCAUCUCAACUCAGUGCUAGAUACAUAA
Molecule: messenger RNA, 1623 nt
Organism: Triticum turgidum subsp. durum (durum wheat)
Lineage: Eukaryota; Viridiplantae; Streptophyta; Magnoliopsida; Poales; Poaceae
Source: the annotation of a GenBank genome assembly